Molecule: messenger RNA, 1387 nt
Organism: Anastrepha obliqua
Lineage: Eukaryota; Metazoa; Arthropoda; Insecta; Diptera; Tephritidae
Exons: 8
Coding region: 172-1110 (312 amino acids)
Biological process (GO): regulation of cell differentiation
Cellular component (GO): membrane
Source: RefSeq, a predicted model, not a curated record
ACUUUUUAAAGAAUUUCGCUCGAAAACUAAAAAUUAUCAACAAUUAAAUAAAAUGUGCCAUUUACUAAGCUGAAAAUAUUUUAAAGUGAGCGACUACAGUAUUUUCGUUAAACGAGCGACUAGCGACAACAAUAUACGAAACGCCUGAAGUAGACAGUAAAGCUGCCAAAGAUGUUCUCCAUGUGUUCCAAAGUGAAGCCACGAAACUCAUCGGUGAAUACACAACAACCAACGGGUACUGUUGGGAAACAGAUCAAAGGAGGCUACUUGUUGCGAUACAAAAAACAACUACUAUGGAAUCGUUGGGCCGAGGAAUGGGUUGUGCUGUACGAUGAUUCGACAAUGGCUUGGUUUACGGAACCUGGGAGAUCAUCGCCAGCUGGUAAGAUAUUAGUCAAAGAGGCGCCGGAGAUGUUGGCCAUUGCACACUGGACUGGGCAAAUACCACGACGCCCACCACUGCCCGAAGGUUGCAGUGUGUCACAGCUGAUUGCGUUGGGCUCGAGAAGAAAACGUUCCAAAGUAUAUUGGAUGCUAGCCAAAUCGGAACAGGAAGUCAGUGAAUGGGUUGACGCCAUAACUAAGACGCUGCCUCCGCCACCACAAAUUGAACUCGUAGUUGACAAGCCGCAUCUUAUGAAUGUCCUACGUCGACCGUUGGUGCGCAUACGGCCGGCCACUACGUCUGAAGUGAAACAACGCAAAGUUUUGGCGCACAGAAGCAGCAGCGCUCAUCCUGCUUUGGCCCACCAUCGCACAUUCUACGUACAGAAUCCGUUGGUGAAGAGUGACGCCGCCGUAGCUGUGUUGAGUAAAAAGCCCGACUCGAAGCCGGCAUUGGCCUGCGCAUUACCUUGGGGACAUGGUUGGGGUUGGGCCACUUUGCCGAAUGGUGUGUGGAGUGGCGGUUUGACUUGGUCGCAGUGUGAGGACACUUUUACCCUACACGCACUGCCCACCACGCACUGCACCAAUCUUGUGGACACGUCUUGCAGUGGCGCCGUCUACCACACCGAUAUUGGCGGCUUCGAUUUCCAUUCGACAGGCGUGGAAGAUCUCGGCGGCGAGGACUUUGACUAUGCCAUGGAUUGUGGGGAUUUCAUAUUUUAAGCGCGAAUAACGCGAAUGAGCCCACAAAAAGCAAUAUAGUAUGAGGAGAAAGAGGAGCAAGAGGAAGCGGAAAAGUAGGAGGAAGAGAUAAAACGAUCAACAGAAAGGAGUAAAAUAUUAUAGAACGAAAAAAUUGAAAAGAGUUAUAACCACCCCACCCUAGAAAGCGAGUGCAAAGGCACUCGAACGCUUAUAAGUUAAAUAAAUUUAGAUUUUCAUAAGGGCUCAAGAAACGUAAAAAGGACUCACCUUCCACUUUGAAAUAUUUUCACACUUU